CAGCCAACAAAUGUGGUAUCAUCAUCAACUUACAUUCAGACAUAACCCACAGUAAAACAAUCAAUCAUUCCCUCACUCAUAAAAAUUCAACUCUCCCGUCGGAUUAACAUCAAACCCAGAAAAAUAAUUCCAAAUCGGAAGCCAUGAAUUCGGAUGACUUGGCCCUCUUGGAAUUCAUUGAAGCCCAGCUUCUGAAUGAUUCCGAUUUUCCCCACAUGCUUUGGCCCGCCCUCGAUUCACCUGAUCAUUACAACCAAAAUUUCCAUCUUUUUGAAAAUGAAGCACAAAAUGAGGCAAUGCCUAGCAAUAGUAGCAAUUACUCAUCGGAGAUCACAUCUGAAUCUCUCGACGCCGCCGACGGCCAACAGCAGGAGGAGGAGGAGGUACAGCAUGAGUUGUCUUCUUCUGCGGCGGCGGCGAGUGGGAAGCACGCGCCUGCGACGGAGUGGACGAGGUACAAAGGUGUCCGGAGGAGGCCAUGGGGGAAGUUUGCGGCGGAGAUAAGGGACCCGAAGAAGAAAGGAUCCAGAAUGUGGCUGGGGACUUACGGGACACCCGAGGACGCCGCGUUGGCUUACGACCGGGCCGCUUUCCAAAUGCGGGGAGCAAAAGCCAGGCUUAACUUCCCGCAUCUGAUCGGGUCUUCUGAUUUUGUGCAGCCAGUCAGAGUGAACCCCAGAAAGCGUGGUUUCCACCAACCUGAAUUUUCGAGUGAAUUUGACUCUGGAAAAAGGACAAAAUUCGAGAUCUCUUUUGGGGAGUCGGUCAUAUUGCAGAUUGAUUAGGAUCAACUCUGUGAUUAAAUUUUGAUCACUCUUGAUCCGAGACAUGUAUUAAGUUCUUUUAUUCUUUUGAUUAAUUUAUAUCUUCAUAUAAUGAAGUAAUUCGAGAGGAUAAAAAGGACCCCAAAAAAUUUUGGCAGCAAAAAGGAACAAUUAUUUGAACCAGUAAAACUGAUACUUCGAUGAUAUGUAAACCAUGACAUCAACCAAUACGGGGUAAAAUCAAAUCCAAAUAUGGGUCCGUCAAACUGGAUAAAUUAUCAAAUCGGUCAAAAUUCACCCAAAAAUUAACGGGAAAAGUUUGCUCUGAUAUGAUCUUGAAAGUCUUUAUAAAUUCAUAUUGUUCUAUUAACCCAUUGUUACUGGGGUACGUGAGAAUCUGGAAGAUUGAUUUCACUUUCACUUGCUUGAGAAACCGUAUGUCGAAGCAAAACAGAUUAUGGUGGAUGAUAUUAAUGUCUUUUGAAAUGAGGCAGCUAUAGCAAAGUGUUGGCCCGGUAUUUCCCUCAAUUGGGUCAACAAGGAAACAAAUAAAACCAAGCCAAAUUUU
Molecule: messenger RNA, 1332 nt
Organism: Oldenlandia corymbosa var. corymbosa
Lineage: Eukaryota; Viridiplantae; Streptophyta; Magnoliopsida; Gentianales; Rubiaceae
Source: the annotation of a GenBank genome assembly